This is a messenger RNA of Papaver somniferum (opium poppy), 2313 nucleotides long. RefSeq names its product zinc finger MYM-type protein 1-like. The record is from RefSeq and is a predicted model, not a curated record. Lineage: Eukaryota; Viridiplantae; Streptophyta; Magnoliopsida; Ranunculales; Papaveraceae. Gene Ontology annotation, molecular function: protein dimerization activity. The coding region runs from base 1 to 2313 and encodes 770 amino acids. The transcript has a single exon.
AUGCUUAGGUACUUCCAGAGAAAAAAUAGAGACAACAAUGCUACAACAGCACCUUCUGUCUCAAACCUGCAUUCUACAACGCGAAAUCAUGUAAUUCAUGCUGAGAGUUCAAGUGCCCAGAAUGUAGCACCGUCCUGCGCAGCUGAAAACGAUGUGAAUGAAAACUUACUGGCAAGUCUACCUUCGGAUCCAGGACUGCGAACUCCAAUAUUUGAUUAUGAUCCCAAUAUCAGAGACCGAGUUCGAAGAGCUUACCUACAAAGAGGUCCUUGUCAGCCAAAGAAGCACACCUAUCCAACAAGAAUAUCUGGUGGCAGGCCAAGAAAGUUUUGCGGCUCUUGGUUCAACGAGCAUCCAAGUUGGUUGGAAUAUAGCAUUUUGACAGAUGCAGUGUUUUGUCUUUGUUGCUAUUUGUUUAGAGCUGGUAGUGGUAAUUCCUUUGUGGGAAAAGGAUUUAGAGGUUGGAGGAAGAAAGAAAGGCUACAACUACAUAUUGGGGGGCCAAAAAGUGCACAUAAUAAGGCUUUGAAAAAUUGUGAGGUGUUAAUGAAUAGGAAACAACACAUUGAUGCAAUUAUUGAAAAACAGUCGGAGGAAGAGAAAAGGGAUAAUAGGAGAAGGUUGAGGGCAUCGAUUAACUGUGUUCGAUUUCUUUUACAGCAGGGGCUUGCAUUUCGUGGACAUGAUGAAAUUGAAGCUUCUCUCAACAGAGGAAACUUUAUAGAGCUCUUAAAAUGGUUGGCAGAUAAUAAUGAAGAAAUUAAAGCCGUUGUACUAGAGAAUGCUCCAGGGAACCAAAAGUUAAUAGCAUCAGAUAUUCAAAAAGAUAUAACCAAGUGCUUCUCUUCUGAAAUAUUAAGUGAAAUUAUUAAAGAACUCGGGGAUGGAUCAUUUACUCUCCUCUUAGAUGAAUCUAAAGAUAUAUCAUCAAAGGAACAGUUGGCUAUUGUUUUGAGAUAUGUGCACAAAGGUCAUGUAAUUGAGCGUUUCGUAGGAAUCGAACACGUCACUAGUACAACUGCCAAUUCACUUAAAGCAACAGUGGAUGAUUUCUUUUCUCGACAUCGAUUGAGCAUUUCCAGAUUACGAGGGCAAGGUUAUGACGGGGCAAGCAAUAUGCGAGGUGAGUAUAAUGGUCUAAAGGCACUGAUUUUGAAAGAUAAUGACUGCGCGUAUUUUGUCCACUGCUUUGCUCAUCAACUGCAGCUAGUUGUUGUGGCUGUGGCAAAAAAACAUACAUAUGUAGAAGAACUUUAUGUCGUAAUGAGUUACUUGGUGAAUGUGGUAGCUGGAUCAGCCAAACGUCAAGAUAUGCUUCGUGAGAAGCAAGCUGAGGCGGUCUUUGAGGCACUAUGUAGUGGUGAGAUAUUAACUGGGCGAGGCCUUAAUCAAGAAAGUACUCUUAAACGAGAUGGUGACACGCGUUGGGGUUCGCAUCACAAUACGAUAGUAAGCCUGAUUAAUAUAUUCUCAUCUGUUAUAACACUUUUGGAAGAUUUAGCAGUGGAUUCUGAUAAGAAAUUUGAAGCUAAGGUUCUCCUAGAUUCUUUGCAAAAUUUCAAUUUUAUUUUCAGCUUGCACUUGAUGAAAAAGAUUCUGGGAAUUACAAAUGAUCUGUCAAAGGCAUUGCAGAGAAAAGAUCAAGACAUUGUCAAUGCCAUGAAAUUAGUUACAGUAUGCAGGGAACGACUCCAGAUAAGGAGAGAUAAGGAAUGGGAUUCAUUGUUGUCAGAAGUAUCCUCUUUUUGUGCAAGGCACCGCAUCAAAGUUCCUGAUAUGAAUGAUGUGUUCCAACGGGAGGGUCGACCAAGGCGUAAUGCUCAAGAGGUAAAUAAUUUGUAUCAUUAUCAAGUUGAGUAUUUAUACACAGUCAUAGAUAUGCAACUUCAAGAACUAAACAAUCGCUUCACCGAGACGAACACUGAAUUACUUCUUUCGGUGGCAUGCUUAAGUCCAAGAGACUCAUUCUCUGGAUUUGACAAAGAUAAACUGAUUCAUUUUGCUCGGUUUUACCCAAGAGAUUUUUCUCCUACUCAACUUGUGUUACUAGAAGAUCAACUACUAAAUUACAUUGCGGAUGUAAGGUCCAGCAAUGAUUUUUCAGAAUUGAAUGGAAUUACUGAUUUCGCAAUCAAAAUGGUAGAGACUAAAAAGGAUGAAGUGUACCCUUUGGUUUACUUACUUCUCACAUUAGCAUUACUUCUACCAGUUGCUACUGCCACCGUAGAAAGGGUAUUUUCUGCUAUGAAAAUUGUAAAGAAUCGCUUGCGUAAUCGAUUGGGGGGCGAAUGGAUGAAUGACAUUUUUAUUUGA